GACAAUCUUGUGUGUGUGUGCGCGGGGGGGUGGGGGGUGUACCUUACCCUGCUCCAUCACUAGAAAAGCAGGGGAGCAUAACGCCACCGCGUCAAUUUGAGGGCGGACAUCGGCCUGUCCUCAUCUUCCUCCUCCUCCUCCUCUCUGCAUGCGCGCUUUCUCCUAUCUGGGUCUCCAUCAGUCUUCAUGGUUCUGAUCUCACCCCGCGCCAUGCAAGCCACUCGGGCGUCCACCACCGUCAGUGUGUUUGCAGACUGCAGCAUCCCGUCCGGGCUCCGGAUAGGACCGGUACCUGGCAUCUUCAAACUGGGGAAGUACGUGUCGGACCUCAAGGAAACUGGACCUAAGAAAAAGAUCCGUUUGGUACGUGGAGAGUUUGUGGACGAGUCGGGCAGCCCUGUGCCAGACUGGAUCGGAUUUAUUCGGGCCGCAAGGAACAGCCAGGAGCAAAACCUGGAGGCAGUGUCGGACUUACCUGGCGGACAGAUUUUUUACCGCGUCUUGAGGGAAAUCCAAGCAGGAGAGGAGCUCAGUGUCUGGUACUCCAACGGUCUUGCGCAGUGGUACGACAUCCCAACAACGGCCACUCCUACGCACGACGAGAAAGGCGAAGAGCGUUACAUCUGCUGGUACUGCUGGAGAAUAUUCAAAUAUCCAAACACUCUCAAGGCCCACAUCCACUUCCACUGCGCCCUGAGCAACGGCAGGAGGUUUCUAAGCAGCGAGCAGGCCAGAGGAACCGAGACCUUCAGCAGGUCGCCAAAAUCCGGAGACAUCCCGAACACCUCCAGCCACAGCUACCCCUCAGACUCCAGCAGGCGGGCGGUGUCCUCCUCGCCCUUCCCAAACAACAAAAGCGGACUGUCAAAGAAAGGCAGCUCCGAGGAGCAGGACAGAGCCCUGGAUAUGAGCGUCACGUCAUCCAGAAACCAGGGACACCUCCUCGGUCUGGGUGCAGCAUCCUCGGUGCUGGGCAGCAUGGGUUUCCAUCCGGGCGUGCGCUCCGCCUUCAAGCCCACUGGCGGCUCCAAAGUCCAGGGCGCGGAGGCUUCCAGAGAGGAGGCCGCAGGGAAGCUGACCGGCGCCGGGUUUAGUAAACUCAUAGGAAACAUGAAACCGAUUCGCAACCUCGGGGAGGCCCUGAGCGGUUCCGGGAACCACCAUCCUAAGUGCGCUCCGGCCAUCAUGGACGCACCAUGCGCAAAUCCCAUACGGGGAUUCCCGCUGCUGCAGCAUGUGGAGGAAACGUCGGCCUUCAAGCACGUCGAGAGCCGAAUGCACGCCGGCUUGUCCCCGUCCCGGUACCCCCAGAUCCCCCCCGGUUUGCACUUUGAAAGGUUCUCACUUCCUCACUUUGACGGCGUGAAGGCGUACAGCGGGGACUGCAACAUCCCGCUGAUGCCCUUUACAGUCUAUAACGGAGAGCUGCUGUACAGCUCGCCCUAUUACCCGCUCAAAUUCCACUUCAGCAACCUCCUCAAAUACCCAGACUCAAUGCCCUACUUUGGCGCACCGCCUCUUGGUCAGGAACUGGGCUCCAUCACCAAUAUCGACCGGGAGAUCGCCAUGCACACGCAGCAGCUUUCAGAGAUCAGCGCGGAGAAGAACCGGACGCGCCUGGACUCCGUUCCGGCAGGAAGCACCGGCUCCACCGGAUCCGGCAAACCCAAAAAGGGCCACCUGUGUCUCUACUGCGGUAAGCUGUACUCCAGGAAGUACGGCCUUAAGAUCCACAUGAGGACGCACACCGGCUACAAGCCGCUGAAGUGCAAAGUUUGCUUCAGGCCCUUCGGAGACCCGAGCAACCUGAACAAACAUAUCCGGCUGCACGCGGAGGGAAACACGCCGUACAGGUGCGACUUCUGCGGGAAGGUUCUGGUUCGGCGGAGGGAUCUGGAGCGGCACGUCAAGUCCAGACACCCCGGACAGACUCUGAAGAAGCUGGACGACAAACCCGGGGGCCCGUUUGAGGACCCGGAGCACAAGAGCGAGAACGAAAGCGAUGUGGACGUUUGCUUCACCGACGACCAGAGCGACCAGGAGUCCAACAAAAACACAGACUGAGCUGCUUCCACGGACACAGAAAACUAAUCAAGAGUUUUUAGUUUUUUUUCUUUUUGGCGUAGCAUGAACAUUUCAACUAGUUUUCCCAGUGACAUGGUCUAAACAAAAAUACAACACUUUAAUACAUUUAUUUUUUAUUUGAUUUAAUCAGGCUGUUUUCGGAAUGUCAUUUAUGCAUUUAGCGAUUUAUUCAUUAAUAAGUGUGAAAAAAUGGCAGUUUUCUUUUAUUUUCCUCGCCAAUUAUCCUUAUAACAUUUUUUUUUAUUAAGUGGAACCAAAAACAUUGUUUUCAUGCAGGCACG
This is a messenger RNA of Cyprinodon variegatus (sheepshead minnow), 2366 nucleotides long. RefSeq names its product PR domain containing 13 (gene prdm13). The transcript has 4 exons. Gene Ontology annotation, cellular component: nucleus. Gene Ontology annotation, molecular function: protein binding. Lineage: Eukaryota; Metazoa; Chordata; Actinopteri; Cyprinodontiformes; Cyprinodontidae. Bases 187 to 2064 code for a protein of 625 amino acids. The record is from RefSeq and is a predicted model, not a curated record.